Molecule: messenger RNA, 2540 nt
Organism: Ruditapes philippinarum (Manila clam)
Lineage: Eukaryota; Metazoa; Mollusca; Bivalvia; Venerida; Veneridae
Product: homeobox protein OTX2-like
Exons: 5
Coding region: 280-1371 (363 amino acids)
Biological process (GO): regulation of transcription by RNA polymerase II
Cellular component (GO): nucleus
Molecular function (GO): DNA-binding transcription factor activity, RNA polymerase II-specific; RNA polymerase II cis-regulatory region sequence-specific DNA binding
Source: RefSeq, a predicted model, not a curated record
UGAUCUAUCAAAAAUUGUAGUAACAUUUUUGAAGACAUAAGCUUUCUUAAGCCGUUAUUCCAGGACUAAGGUAAUUCUCCACAGAGUUACAGAAGAAAUUGCGGAUCAAAAAGCUGGGAAUAAGACGUUGCGAGGAGCUUAGUAUUAAACAAAAAGCCGAAAAUACUUAAUAAAAUACGCUGCCAAAUGGUUUUAACUAUCUAAGUGUAGAAAGGACACGGAUUAAGAAAAGCUCAUUAGCAGACAAGAUAAGACGAAUAUAAAUCAGAAGUUAAUAAGAUGCUGGAUACUGAAUCAAGGCCGGGAAACGGUGAUAUGAUGAUGGGGUACAUGUAUAAUCAACAACUCUUGUCAUCUUCAGAGGACGUAGACAAGGACGGGAACGCUGUAGAGACGCUGCAUCACGUGGACAAAUCUCCAGCAAGUAGUCCAGAUACGGGCAUAGGCUUACAAGAAUCCCCUUAUUCCAAACAAGACUUUGGCAAACCCGAUUACAUUAAACCUGAAUAUCCAACCCCGUCAGAACAUCACCAUAUACCACAACUGCAUCCGGAUAUGACGUCAAUGGCAUACCCACCCGUGAGCUCACACAAGCCCGGUGCAUACAGCGUGAAUGGAAUAAGUUUGUCAUCACCUAAUGUAGACAUGAUGCACCCCGCUAUGGGAUAUCAAAUGUCCCCAUACUCGUCUGGAAACCCAAGAAAACAAAGGAGAGAAAGAACUACUUUUACACGCGCACAAUUAGACGUGAUGGAAUCAUUGUUUCAGAAGACUCGAUACCCUGACAUAUUCAUGCGCGAGGAAGUGGCGCUCAAGAUAAACCUACCAGAAUCUAGAGUACAGGUCUGGUUCAAAAACAGACGUGCUAAAUGCAGACAACAACAAAAGGCUAAAGAGGGCAACAACAACAAAUCGCCAACACCGAAAAAGGCCAAGACCCCUCCCCCUCCUCCAUCCAUUUCUCCUGUCGGCAGUUACUCGAAACCAACACCGGUGUCCAGCCCGCUUACAAACGGAAGCAUGAACGCGCCCACAUCAAUUUGGAGCCCGGCUUCGAUCUCACCAAUGAAUGAUCUGAUGUACCAAAAUAGCUGCAUGCAGAGAGCCGGAAGCUACCCCAUGAGCAACAUGCAUACUGGUUAUUCUCAUCAAAAUUACGGACCAUCUUCAUAUUACGGAAACUCAGAUUAUUUAUCACCAAUGCAACUUCCAGUUAUGCACUCUAAUCAGGCAAAUACAAUGUCCAACUCAUAUUCUAACCAGUAUUCAUCAUUGCCGACGGCACAGGGCCUUUCCCGACCACCUGUUGCCGGCGGUGACUGUUUAGAAUAUAAAGACACUUCAUCGUGGCCAAAGUUUCAGGUCUUGUAAUAGUGGCAGGACAGUUGUGAUGUAACAAUCGCUUGUGAUUAUUUAUUACCGCGGAGGACGAAAUCGUCAACAGACUUUCGGUACAUUCCGUAGGAGCACGUGCAAAUCCGGGCAUUACCGAUUCUAGGAAGAAAAAAAACGGUCGUCUGCAAACUGUUUGCAGUUAUGGCAACUCAUUUAAGAAUCGCAUAAAACGACGGCUGGCAUUAAAGGUGCAGCAUUGCAUGACAUUACAAAGUGCUUAGCAAUCGUGAAACAGAGAUUAGUGACGGUUAAAUGUUUAUGACAAUCAAUAGUCAAUGUUGUUUCAGUCAAAUUGUUGUAUAGAGAAUACAGCACAGAUAUUGAUAUAUAUAAAUAUAUUGUAAAUUCUAUUUCUCCACAUUCCAUGAUAUUGUCCAUAUUUUAUUUAUCAAAAUCAUUCCUCAAGAUUUGGUCCAUUUUUAUUUAUAACACAUCAUAGAUACAAACAGCAAGCUACUUGCCAGAAAAUCACCACAUCAUAAUUUAAGUGCUCUUUCCUGAAAUUUUCCUCAUUGACAGUACAUCAAACGUUUCAUUAUGUUUCAUUUUAUAUUUACUCAUUAUCAUAAAUAUAUUGAUAAUGAAGCUAAAGGAUUCGGUGGCAUUAAUUUAAUUUUACUUUUUUUAAAUGAAUAUAUAAAAGUAAGACACUUUGAAUAUAUGAGCUGUAUUUUUGGAAACAUAAAAAUACUGGACGAUUAGCUGAAUGUACUCUUUUUUCCUGUUUAUGUUUGUUCUUAUUUAUAAAAUUGAAUUUUAAGAAAAAUAUAUCAGAUAUAAGUAAAUAAGUUUUGAACAAAUGAUAGACACAGUAUAGAAUUAUGAGAUUGUAGAAUAGGCUAAAUAACUUAAUUUUUGUACAAAGUGUAAAUUUAUGUAAAUGUUUAAGUUCACAGUUGUUGUUUUUUUCUUUGAAGAAAAUUUGUUUUGCACUGUAUAAGAAAUGUUGUAAAAUGUACAUGUUUAUCUAAAAUACAGUAUCCGUUUAUAAUGUACAGUAAGUUCAGUCAAAAUAUGUUUUUGAAUAUUUCUGUUAUGUAUAAUUAUUUCAUUGAAAGUAUCACAAAAAGCCAAAAAAAAUAAGUCAAAUGAAUACAUUUAUUAUUGACAAAAUUUAUGUUCACGAAACAUUGAACAUAUUGGGA